Molecule: messenger RNA, 1043 nt
Organism: Exophiala xenobiotica
Lineage: Eukaryota; Fungi; Ascomycota; Eurotiomycetes; Chaetothyriales; Herpotrichiellaceae
Exons: 2
Coding region: 131-1021 (296 amino acids)
Cellular component (GO): extracellular region
Molecular function (GO): feruloyl esterase activity
Source: RefSeq, a predicted model, not a curated record
AACUCCGUACGGCCAACGGGAUUUCAUCAUCAUCAUCAUCGUCGUCGUCGUCGUCGUCAGCCUCAGCUGGUGCUUUGUUUCUUGGGCACUAGUGAUCAGAGAGGAUUCAUUUGUAGCCAUACAAGCCACAAUGGCGGAGCACGAGGGCCCCAAUCGGGACGACAGUGAUGAAUCAAUUCCUUGGAAACUCCAAGAUGCUCGACUUCACCCGUCGCCACGGCGUGCCUUGAUACACGUUCCAUCAUCUUACGCCCAUGAACCAACUCCCUUGAUAAUUGCCCUACACGGCAAAGGACAACAUCCCUCAGAGUUUGAGUAUCAUACUCAGCUUUCCAACGAAGAGACCAACCAGCGUGCAAUAGUGAUUUACCCAGAGGGAAUCAAUCUUCAAUGGACUGGAGAUCCAGAAGCUCCAUCGAGAAGUGAGGUGGACGACAUCUCCUUUAUCAACAUACUCAUCGAGCACGUCUCCAAGGACUUUGCCAUUCAUCCCGGCAGAAUCUAUGUCGUGGGCUUUUCCAAUGGCGGUGGCCUGGCUGCUCUAUUAGCGGGUGAUCCUGUUGCCUCAGCAAGUAUAGCGGCCUAUGCAAUCUCUUCAGGCGCCUUCUACCAGGAUGAAGCGUUGAAGGAGCCCUUGUUCAGCCAUCCAAGUCCUGCAAGGCUCCCGGUGCCGAUCUUGGAGUUCCAUGGCGAUUCUGAUCCAGUCGAGCACUACGAUGGAAAAGGCACGCCCGACGGUCCAAGCUACAACAUUCGGGACUAUGUCGAAAAGUGGGUCAAACUGAACAAAUGCAUCGAGGAGCCGAAGGUCCAAAAGCUCUUUGGUGGUAAGGCCGAGAAGAUCUCUUGGAGUUCGAAGAAUGCUGCAGAUGUCGUCCAGCAUUAUAAGAUUGCAGGCUUUGGGCAUGGCUGGCCCACAACUUACCCUCUGGACAACGACGAGCAAAGGCAUGGACCAACCAACUUUGACGCGACACCAGUAGCCCUGGAAUUUCUGAUGGGAUUUACUCUUAGAACAUGAGCCACCUAGAGAACACCUUGUU